Molecule: messenger RNA, 1404 nt
Organism: Plutella xylostella (diamondback moth)
Lineage: Eukaryota; Metazoa; Arthropoda; Insecta; Lepidoptera; Plutellidae
Product: odorant receptor 4
Biological process (GO): sensory perception of smell; detection of chemical stimulus involved in sensory perception of smell
Cellular component (GO): plasma membrane
Molecular function (GO): olfactory receptor activity; odorant binding
Source: RefSeq, a predicted model, not a curated record
AUGUUUCGGAAGCUCGAAGGUUUGGAAGAUCCCGAGCAUCCACUGCUGGGCCCCAACCGGCGCGGGCUGCGGCUGGCGGGCAUGCUGCAGGGCGCGGCGGGCGGAGGCGCGGGGCGCGGGGGGCGGGCGGCGCGCGGCGUGCACCUGCUGGCCACGCUGUUCGUACUCAGCCAGUACGCGGAGCUGUGGCUGCUGCGGCGCGACCUCGGCCUGGCGCUGCGCAACCUCUCCAUCACCAUGCUCAGCACCGUGUGCGUGGUCAAGGCCUGGACCUUCGUGGGCUGGCAGCGCGACUGGACCGACAUCCUGGACUCCAUCUCGCGCAAGGAGCGGGAGCAGCGCGCGCGGGGCGGCGGCGGCGGCCGGCUCGUGCACCAGUACAUCCGCUACUCGCGCGUGGUGACUUAUCUCUACUGGGCGCUGGUGGCGCUGACAGUGCUCACGGUGGUGCUGGCGCCGCUGGCCGCCUACCUCUCCUCGCCCGCCUUCCAGGACGAGAUCCGGCGCGGGGACGCCGCCUACCCGGAGAUCAUGAGCUCGUGGGUGCCGUUCGACAAGACACGGCCGCCCGGCUACUGGCUCUACGUGCUGGAGCACGCCGUGAUCUGCGUGUACGGCGGCGGCAUCGUGGCGACUUACGACGCUAAUGCGGUGGCCAUAAUGACGUUUUUCGCGGGCCAGCUGCGGCUGCUGCGCGCCGACUGCGCCGCAAUAUUCGGCGACGACCUGCGCCCCGCCAGCGACCACCAGGCCUUGCAGAACAUCCGCGACUGCCAUCAACAACAUCUGUUCUUGAUCAAAUAUUCCCGCCUGUUCGACUCGCUGCUGUCGCCCGUCAUGUUCCUGUACAUCAUCAUCUGCUCGCUCAUGAUCUGCUGCAGCGCCAUACAACUUACUAAGGCGGGCACGACUCGCAUGGAGCAGGUGUGGAUCACGGAGUACCUGCUGGCGCUCGUGGCGCAGCUGUUCCUGUACUGCUGGCACGGCUCCCGCGCGCUGCACACUAGCAUGGAGGUGGAGGGCGGCGUGUACGGGGCGGCGUGGGGCGGGCGGCGCGCGGCGCUGCGGCGGGCGGCGCUGCUGCUGGGCGGCGCGCUGCGGCGGCGCGUCGCGCUCACCGCCGGGCCCUUCACCACGCUCACCGUGCCCACCUUCGUCGCCAUACUGAAAGGGUCUUACAGCUACUACGCCAUCCUGAGCCAGAACGAGAAGGAGUAGUCCCGCGACGGUAGACGAGCCAGCCUUAACAUGUGCUGAGGUUGUCCCUUUUCGUCACGUUUUAGUGUUUAUGUUGUAGUUAAUCAUUAAAUUGGUUAUUUAUUAAUUGUCUUGUUGUGUCUUUACUAGGUACCAUUAAAUUAGUUUAUUUAUUUCAUUACUUAUAGAUUUGAAUACACCAUCUUA